GGGCGAGCGCUAGUGCCAAACCCUCUCACACAUACCAGUCACACACCAAGGUACAUCCGUCGAUCGACCAAUCAGGAAUUCAGCAGCAGCAAUGUCGACCAUGUCGUGCUCCUCCAACCUCUCGCUCGCCGGUACCCGGACCGUGCUGCCUCCGUGCCGGCCGACGGCGCCGCUGCCCUCGCAGCACUUGACCAGCCGUCGACGACGCUCGUCGUCCCGGCUGGUGAUCACCUCGGCGCUGUCGACCGACGAAGCCAAAGCACCAGCCAAAGAGAAGCCGGCCUCCGUCAUCGGCGACAUGGAGCGCGGCACACUGGCCGAGGAGUCCGGGCGGUCGGACGGGCAGCUGACAUCUCGGUGGCGGGAGAUCCAUGGCAGCAACAACUGGGAAGGGCUGCUGGACCCCAUCGACACGGUGCUCCGGGGCGAGCUCAUCCGGUACGGCGAGUUCGCGCAGGCCUGCUACGACUCCUUCGACUACGACCGCUUCUCCCGCUACUGCGGCACCUGCAAGUACCCACCGAAGAGGUUCUUCGAGGACGUCGGCCUCGCCGGCGUCGGCUACGACGUCACCCGCUACAUCUACGCCACCUCCCACGUCCACCUCCCCAACUUCAGCAUCGCCAAGCACAACCCCCUGGACGACCGGAUGUGGAGCGAGACCGCCACCUUCAUCGGCUUCAUCGCCGUGUCCUCGGACGCGGAGACGGCGCGCAUCGGCCGCCGCGACAUCGCCGUCGCGUGGCGCGGCACCGUGACCAAGCUGGAGUGGGUGGAGGACGUGAGCGCGUUCCUGAGGCCCAUCGGCCAGUACGGGAUACCGUGCGAGGACCCGAGGGUGAAGGUGGAGGCGGGGUUCGCCGACCUGUACACCGGCAAGGACCCGUCGUGCAAGUUCUGCAAGUACUCGGCGCGGGAGCAGGUGCUGGCCGAGGUGCGGAAGCUGGUGGAGCUGUACGCCGGGAAGGGCGAGGAGGUGAGCGUGACGGUCACCGGCCACAGCCUCGGCAGCGCCAUGGCCAUGCUCAGCGCGUAUGACAUCGCCGAGACCGGCGCCAACGUGUCGCCGUCGGCCGACGUGAAGGCGCCGGUGUGCGUCUACUCCUUCUCCGGCCCGCGCGUGGGGAACACCUGGUUCGGGGAGCGGUUCGAGCGGGAGCUGGGCAUCAAGGCGCUGCGCAUCCUCAACGUGCACGACACAGUGCCCAAGGUGCCCGGCAUCUUGACGGAGGCGUUCGUACCCAUGCCGCUGCUGCGGUUGGCGGACGCGCUGGGCCUGCCCAGCGUCUACUCCCACAUCGGCGUCCUGCUGGCGCUGGACCACGAGGUGUCGCCCUUCCUCAAGCGCACCUUCGACCUCGCCUGCUUCCACAACCUCGAGGCGCACCUCCACCUGCUCGACGGAUACACCGGCCGCGGCAAGGAGUUCCAGCUCGGCGGGAGAGACCCGGCGCUGGUGAACAAGGCCGCAGACUUCCUCAAGGACGAGCACAUGGUGCCGGCCGGCUGGCGGCAGGAGUUGAACAAGGGCAUGAUCAGGACGGAGGAAGGGAAGUGGACGCUGCCGCACCGCCCCAGGGACGUCGAGGAGCACCCGGAUGACACCGACCUCCACCUCGCGCAGCUCGGCCUCGCCGUCGCCGCCGCCACCUGA
This is a messenger RNA of Lolium rigidum, 1654 nucleotides long. RefSeq names its product phospholipase A1-Igamma1, chloroplastic-like. Gene Ontology annotation, molecular function: glycerophospholipase activity. Gene Ontology annotation, biological process: lipid metabolic process. NCBI's taxonomy places the organism in Eukaryota, Viridiplantae, Streptophyta, Magnoliopsida, Poales, Poaceae. The coding region runs from base 92 to 1654 and encodes 520 amino acids. The record is from RefSeq and is a predicted model, not a curated record. The transcript has a single exon.